AUGAAUCAUUGGGUUAAAAAACAAACAAAUAAUAAAAUCAAAAAUUUUCUUCAACCUGGUGACAUUGGUGAGAAUACCUAUAUUUUUCUCCUCAACGCAUUAUACUUUAAAGGAGCAUGGAAAAAUAGAUUUGAUAGAGCUCAAACAGCCAACAAAACGUUCUAUGUUGAUAACAAUACUCAAAAAGACGUUCCAACAAUGCAAGUAACUGGUGGGAUAUAUUAUAAAACUCAUAGAAAACUUGAUGCUCAAAUUGUUCGUCUUCCUUAUCAGGUAGCAGAUGGCUGUGAUCCAAUGGAUAUGAUUAUUAUUUUACCCAUUGAGAAUCAAACAUUGACCAAUAUUCAAAAUAAAUUGAAUACUGUAACAUUUGAGUCUUUAUAUCCAACUACUACAUCAGAAAUUGAUUUAACUUUACCAAAAUUUAUAAUUAAAAAAAAAUUAUUACUCAAUGACCACUUGCAAGAAAUGGGAAUCAAAGAUGCAUUUACAUCAAAUGCCAAUUUUAGUGCAAUCACUAAACAAAAUAAAAUUUCUAUCAGUAAAGUUAUACAACAAGCAAUUAUCGAAAUAAAUGAAGAUGGCACUGAAGCUGCUUCGCUGACUGGAAUUGAAGUUGAAAGAAGAAUGCUUUCAUUCCCUCUUCAAAUGCAAGUAAACCGCCCGUUUCUUUUUCUUUUGGCAACUCAACGUGUUAUUCUUUUUACAGGAUAUGUCAACGACCCAACUUUAAAAUAG
This is a messenger RNA of Aphidius gifuensis, 738 nucleotides long. RefSeq names its product serine protease inhibitor-like. Gene Ontology annotation, biological process: negative regulation of endopeptidase activity. Lineage: Eukaryota; Metazoa; Arthropoda; Insecta; Hymenoptera; Braconidae. The transcript is spliced from 5 exons. Gene Ontology annotation, molecular function: serine-type endopeptidase inhibitor activity. Bases 1 to 738 code for a protein of 245 amino acids. The record is from RefSeq and is a predicted model, not a curated record.